Molecule: messenger RNA, 2548 nt
Organism: Larimichthys crocea (large yellow croaker)
Lineage: Eukaryota; Metazoa; Chordata; Actinopteri; Sciaenidae
Gene: dhrs13b.2
Product: dehydrogenase/reductase (SDR family) member 13b.2
Exons: 8
Coding region: 426-1760 (444 amino acids)
Source: RefSeq, a predicted model, not a curated record
CCCAGCCUCAGCUUCAUAACCUCCAUCAAGUCUGUCCGUGAUUAUAAGGCGACAUUAAAAACAGCGGGGAAAGUAGUGCAUGGCGACACGUCAGCAGUCAGAUGGAGCAACAGCCAGCGCAUAGUUUAACAACGCAGCGAGCUGGAUGUGAUGCGAGAGUUAGCUCAGCUGUUAUUGUACACAGGGAUAGUGGAUAUGCUUCCUAUCAUGAGCACAGAUAUAUAUAUAAAUAGACAUUAUCUUAGCAACAGUGAGUUCUUUAUACUGUUGCCGGUUCAUAUGCAAAUACGACGACGUCACAGUGAACCACGUGAGGCUGCAGAUAAAGUUUUUUUUCCUCUGAAGUGAAAGUGAAAGUGUUCCUUCAACUGCGAGCAAGUCAGUGUGCCUGUUACUCCAACGACGAAGGGGAUUUCUGCUAACCUAUGAUCAUGGGACGGAUCUUAAAAAUACUUAUUUACCUCUGUCUGUGUGCAUGUGUGCGGGGUGUCCAUCAGGUGUCAUGGGUGCCCUGUACUUUCACAGAUGAAAAUGUGGUUAUUGGUCUUGAGCGUGUAGGGAUGAAUACAGGGGUACAAAACACAGAGACUGUUCAGACUGAGCUCAUCCACAGAGAGGCUAUGCUGCAGUUUGGUCAAAAAGGAGACACCCCUGUGAACCCACAUGCCAUCACUUUCCUAGUCACCGGAUCUAAGGUGGAUCUGCGGCGGUACAUAGAGGGAGUGGAGCCAGAUCAGUUGGAGUGUGAGCUGCGUAGGUACAGUACAAAAGGCAUCCAUGUCCGUUGGCCAGUCCAGGGGCCCACGGAGUACAACCGCUGGUUCAGCUGCAGCCUGAAACACACCAAAGGCCUGUUCACAGUCACCGGCUUCCUCAGACAGCCAUCUGACCAACCGCCCUCAGGAAAGCAGGACUACCUCAGCUGGUCUGCUAUCGCAGACAAAGAGAUCCUCUCCUCAACAGCUGUCAUGGUCAUUAAAACAGAAACUCCAACAUUGGAAGUAGGCCUCUUAUCCAAACAAAAGCUCCACUGUCAGUUUGCUGUUGACCACAAAGCACCAGACAUGACUUUGGAGUGGCACUGGCAACAUCGAGGAGAGAAAAAAAGACUGUUCAGCCAUAACAGCCGCACAGGGCAGGUCCACGGGAGCGGUGUUAAGCUUACAGGUGGAGAUGCUUCCUACACCAUCCCCCUCACUAAGAUGAGCAGCGAAGGGACCUACAUUUGUUCGGUGGCAGUGGAUCCACUGUUCGGCAGUCUGGACGUAAAUCUACAUAUCGAAGAGGCUCCCCGUGUCUCCCUCAACGUUGGAUCCACUCUCUUGCUGGAGGAUGGCGGUGAGCAGAAGAUUGUUUGCGAUGCAGAAAGUUACUACCCUCUGGAUGUGGACAUUGUUUGGUACGAGCAGGACCCGGCAGCGGUAGGGCAAAGGGUGGGUGCUCCACUCCCCAAGGCACUCAAGAACAUGUUGCUGUCUAGCCACCGACACAACCAGGACAGGACCUACUCUGUGUCGGCAUUCUUCUACCUUGAAGCCUCGCUCAGGGAUUCUGGGAAACAGUUCACAUGCAGCGUCUCUCAUAAGUCACUGAGAGUGCCGAUCAAAAAGAGCUUCAUCCUGACUGUUGAAGAGCCGAGCAGCUUGAUGUUCAACCUCACUGUUGGCCUCAUUGUGAUCAUACUGCUGGUCAUCCUGUAUGCAAUGCUGUCUAUGCUGCACACUACAAGAAAAAAAUCAGUUCAGAAGAAACCAUACUGAGCAGCUGAGCAGACCAACUGAAAACACCAGUGAAGGCAGACUGUCCUCCUCACUCCUCCUGCUUCUUUCAUUUUUAGAUGAGAAAUGUCUCAGACAUUUGAUUAUGGUGUGUUUGAGUUUCUAUGAAACAGAGAGUGUCUUUCAUGCUUUGUUGAUUUUGCUCAUGCUAAAAGUAAAUGAAUGAAGUAAAUUAUUGGCUGAGGUGAACAAGCAAUCCACAAGAGUUUUUGACUGCUAGUAGUGCUAGAGAGCAAUGCUUUUAUGAGUGGGUCACUGUUGCAAGUGUAUAGGCAACAUGACACACAAUGGUUUCAAACUAUUCCAGUGACCUACAGGUGGCAGUAGCACGCAAAGAAGUGACCCUCCAACAGAUGCAUGUAAGCAAUGCACGGUUUGAAAUAUUUUUAAAAUCAGCUUUGCAAAUGUUUAAUGAUGAAGAAAAUUCAUUUGUCAGAAAAUGAAACAUAUGUUUUGUAGGAAACACUGAAUGUAACUCCAGAGGGUAACUGUAAUGAAAUAUAGCUGCAGUGAGCAGAAAAUGUUUGAAAACCAGCUGUUAAAGAAUGUUGAUAUUAAGGAUAAUAACCUUAACUGUGUAAGAAUAAUACACCACUAUACUACCAGGUACCAAGCCCUAAUGGAUUUAAAUUCAUAUUGAUCUGGUCUACAUAAUUAAAUACCCUUUUGUGAAACUUUAAAGUCAUUUUAGAACCUAUUGUUAUAUUUGCAUCGUGGGGGUGAAUAUUGAGACUUCUGAGAGUAAUAAAUUUGUCUUUGUCUGAAAUGUC